Phalaenopsis equestris is the source of this 2157-nucleotide messenger RNA. Its product is annotated as sodium/hydrogen exchanger 2-like. Gene Ontology annotation, cellular component: membrane. Gene Ontology annotation, molecular function: sodium:proton antiporter activity. The record is from RefSeq and is a predicted model, not a curated record. Lineage: Eukaryota; Viridiplantae; Streptophyta; Magnoliopsida; Asparagales; Orchidaceae. Gene Ontology annotation, biological process: proton transmembrane transport; sodium ion transport; regulation of pH. The coding region runs from base 499 to 2151 and encodes 550 amino acids. The transcript is spliced from 16 exons.
CAAGUAUCUCCGAUUUCCAUCAUUCUGUAUAGAGGUAAAGCGUGCGCAACAUAAGAACAUUUUAAUCAUUACCCAAUAUGAUUUUCAAAUUGGUUGAGAUAGCGUGAGAAAGCGAACCAGCUCCGACAUCGGAAACCCCCCGGCGGCCCUACAAUGCAUCCAAUGAUCUCUCCACUGUUCAGCUUACCGUAGAAUUGAUAGACAGCGACGACAUUGUUACGGAAAUUCAAGUCAUACAGUCUCUCUCCGUUCCCAUAAAAUGCCCUUGAAUUUCAAAGCUCAUCUUUUUCCGACAAUGGAGACCUAUUGAGGGAGAUCUGAGCCUUCGAGACGAAGUUUCUGUUUGAUAAAGACGUCAUCUUGGAGAGGAAGUUAGCGAUGACUUUGGAGCUGAAAUAUUUUGCUGGAGACGACCUGAGGUUUUGAGCAGAAGAUUAUGUUUGAUGAAGCUGUAAUCUUGAAGGUCAAAGGAGUUAUUUUUCUGAGGAAGUGAAAGAGAUGGGUUUGGGUUUGGAUUUGGAGGGGCUGAUUUUAAACACAAAGGUGCAUGUGAAAUCUGAUUAUUAUUAUGUUACAUCUAUAACCCUCUUUGUUGCUCUUCUGUGUGCGUGUAUUGUUAUUGGUCACCUGCUAGAGGAGAAUCGCUGGAUGAAUGAAUCAAUAACAGCUCUCUUCUUUGGGCUAAUAAGUGGAGCAAUUAUUCUUCUUACUACGAAAGGGAAAAGCUCACAUAUUCUGGUUUUUAGUGAGGAUCUAUUCUUCAUAUAUGUGCUUCCUCCGAUUAUAUUUAAUGCAGGGUUCCAAGUCAAAAAGAAACAAUUCUUUCGCAACUUCUUGACAAUUAUGAUGUUCGGUGUAGCUGGGACCUUGGUAUCUUUUACCAUAAUUUCAUUCGGAGCCAUUGGAUCAUUUAGUAGACUGAAUAUUGGUUCACUGGAUAUUGGUGAUUAUCUUGCAAUUGGCGCAAUCUUUUCUGCAACGGAUUCUGUUUGCACCUUACAGGUGCUCAGUCAGGAUGAGACACCAUUUCUUUAUAGCUUGGUCUUUGGUGAGGGUGUUGUCAAUGAUGCAACAUCAGUAGUGCUCUUCAAUGCCAUCCAAAAGUUUGAUCUUGUUCACUUGGAUGCUGUCAUUGUGCUUCAGCUUAUUGGAAAUUUCUUCUAUCUAUUUUUGACCAGCACCAUCCUUGGAGCUCUGGCAGGUCUGCUCAGUGCUUACAUUAUAAAAAAGUUGUAUUUUGGCAGGCAUUCUACUGACCGUGAAGUUUCGCUUAUGAUGCUCAUGGCUUAUCUUUCUUACAUGAUAGCUCAACUAUUAGAUCUGAGCAGUAUCCUCACAGUAUUUUUUUGUGGAAUAGUAAUGUCACACUAUACUUGGCACAAUGUGACAGAAAGUUCUAGGAUUACUACAAAGCAUGUUUUCGCAACAUUGUCGUUUAUUUCAGAGAUUUUUCUCUUUCUGUAUGUUGGUAUGGAUGCUCUGGACAUUGAGAAGUGGAAAUUUGUUAGUGACAGCCCUCUGAAACAAGUUAGUCUGAGCUCAUUGCUUUUAGGUCUGGUUUUAGUGGGAAGAGCUGCUUUUGUUUUCCCACUCUCAUUUUUAUUGAAUUUGGCAAAGAAGUCUUCGUCUGAAAAAAUCAACUUCAGACAGCAAGUUAUAAUAUGGUGGGCUGGACUUAUGAGAGGUGCUGUUUCUAUUGCACUUGCAUAUAAUCAGUUCACUAGAGCAGGGCACACACAGCUGAGAAGCAAUGCUAUAAUGAUCACCAGUACUAUCACAGUUGUUCUGUUUAGCACUGUGGUUUUCGGCUUACUGACAAAGCCUCUAAUCCGUCUUCUUCUUCCUCACGCUCCGAAGCAUCUGAGCAGCAUGUCCUCAGAUCCCCUGAGUCCAAAAUCCUUCCUUUCUCGUCUCCUCCUCGAAAAUGGCCAGGUAUCCGAGGUCGAAGCUGUGGGGGAUAAUAUCAUCGGCCUGCCGAACCUUCGGAUGCUCCUCACCAAACCCUACGCAUCGGUUCAUCACCAUUGGCGCAGAUUUGAUGAUUCCUUCAUGCGCCCAGUUUUUGGGGGCAGGGGAUUUGUUCCUUUUGUUCCCGGUUCGCCUGCAGAGAGAAAGGGUUUGGCUGAAACAAGCAUUAUUGAAGAACAAUGAUCCGCA